Molecule: messenger RNA, 2025 nt
Organism: Caenorhabditis remanei
Lineage: Eukaryota; Metazoa; Nematoda; Chromadorea; Rhabditida; Rhabditidae
Exons: 11
Coding region: 1-2025 (674 amino acids)
Biological process (GO): monosaccharide transmembrane transport
Cellular component (GO): membrane
Molecular function (GO): hexose transmembrane transporter activity
Source: RefSeq, a predicted model, not a curated record
AUGAAUAUACCGCCAUGCCGUUUGGUUAUCUUAGCAGCCAUCGCUUCGUUUUGUGCCAAUUGGUCUUUUGCGUUCCAGAUCACUUAUGUGAACACAUCUGUUGAUACUUUCUAUAAACUAGCGAGGAAGGCCUACAAGCUCUCAAGAUUCUGUCCAACAUGUCAACUCCCAGAAUCAGACUGGCUUGCGCAAUGGAGUGUAACCGUUAGCAUGUUCUACCCAGGAACAAUUCUCGGAUUCUUGAUGGUACCAUUUUUAACAAAAUGGUUGGGUGUGAAACGUGCUCAAGGAAUCAUGUGCAUCGCUGCUACCAUUGGUGUUGGUGUACAUUUUCUCGCUGUAUCAUUCCUGUCACUGGGAGAAGUCACAUUCACAACAAUCUUGUCAAUUGGAAGACUCAUGAUUGGGCUUCAAGCGGGCAGCUCUUUGUGUCUUCUGCCCUUGUACAUCAUUGAAAUUAGUCCACCACAACACAGAUCAUUUUUGAAUAAUUUUCAACAAGUCUCACAGUCGUUUGCCACUCUACUUGGAUUGUUAUUGGGAUCAGAAGAAAUACUUCCCCUUGGAAAUGCAAGAUUCACUAUUAUGCAGAUAGCAGCAGUGGUACCUGUGCUAUUUCUUCUUUUCUUGCUAGUAAUAACACCUCCAACACCGAAUUAUUUAAGCUUGUUUCAUCCAGAAUGCAUUCAUGAAGCAAUAAACUCCAGACUGUUCUAUCAUGGGACCGAUAGAUCAGACUCAUAUCGACCAUUAAUUUCAAAUUACGAAAUGAUGGAGAAUAAGACAUACUCCAAAUACGCAUAUUACGGGAAAUCUUGGAGAGAUUCAUUCAAAGGUUUUAUUAUCGGAGCCAUUGUAGCAGCUUCCUACGCGUUCACUGGUGAUGAUUUGAUAGAUACGUUUUCUUCAAACAUGUUAAUUGGAGAUACGCAAAACUCGAAAAAAGUCCAUCAGUCCACGGAUGCAUUCACUGUUCUCAUUUCUGACGCGCUUGGAGUUGUGCUGUUUUUUGCAUCUCUUCUUGGAAUUGUUUUGGCGGAUCGUUAUGGUAGAAGAAAAUUAGUUCUGGUUGGAUUAUUUGGAACUUGUGUUGCAAAUAUUGGUGCAGUGGUUUUCACAGCUAACAAAGUGAUAGUUGCCCUCUGCUUUGCCGCUACAAAAGCAUUCAUUGGAAUUGGGUGUGGUGGACCAGCAUGGUUUUUGACAUCAGAGCUUGUAGAUCCAGAAUAUGCUUGGAUAUUCCAGCCGUUAUCAACAGGAAUCCUUUUGUCAACAACCAUGAUUGAAACAUUUUUCUAUUUGAGCAUAGAUGCCUUAAUUGGAGGUUACAGUCUUCUCAUACUGGCGGCUGGUCCCGCUCUGAUUGCUGCCAUUCUUCUCUACCUGUACUUGCCAGAAACAAAAGGAAGAUCAAGUGAAGAGUGGUCGCAACCUCCUGGGGCUCCGGUCUCUCCAUCGGCUCCAUUGUCUCCGUUGGCUCCUGGCUGUCCUGGGGCUCCAGCAGAUCCGUUGUCUCCGGCUGGUCCUUGUGGUCCUUGGGAUCCUGGGUUUCCUGGGGCUCCUGGGGAUCCGGCUGGUCCAGCUGGUCCGUCUGGUCCUGGGGCUCCUGGGGCUCCGGCUGGGCCUGGAACCUCGACAACCUUUCCUGGGGCUCCUGGAGCUCCGGCGUUUCCUGGGUGUCCGUCUUGUCCAGCUUGUCCUGGGGCUCCUGGUCCUCCAGCGUUUCCGUUGUUUCCUGGGGCUCCUGGUUGUCCAUCGGAUCCUGGGUUUCCGUUUGGUCCCUUUGGUCCGGCUGGUCCUGCUGGUCCGGCUGGUCCGGCUGGGCAAUCGAAGCAAAACUCGUGGUGUGGGGCUGGGGUGGCAGCUGGUCCGUCAGGUCCGUCGUUUCCUGGUGCUCCUGGAGCUCCAUCAAAUCCAUCUUCUCCGUCUGGCCCAGGUUGUCCUGGUGGUCCAGCAGCCGAAACUCCGCAUCCACAGCAUCCUCCUUGGCUGAAGGAAUUUCCUUCAACUCCGGCGCUCUCGUAA